This is a messenger RNA of Penicillium verhagenii, 531 nucleotides long. RefSeq lists its product as uncharacterized. Bases 1 to 531 code for a protein of 176 amino acids. Lineage: Eukaryota; Fungi; Ascomycota; Eurotiomycetes; Eurotiales; Aspergillaceae. The record is from RefSeq and is a predicted model, not a curated record. The transcript has 2 exons.
AUGGCUCUCAGUGAGAAAAGCUCUGCGCUCAGUGUUGACGUAUGCGGCACAGAAGAUGGUUCGCCGGCUGCUUGGAUACAGGUUAACCACACGGGUCUGGUUACUUUUUAUAAUAGGAAUGGAAACAUAUCGACUUGCCUACUCAAUAAGGGACUUAAGGCUGGUAGCUGGUGCAUUGCGUCUGAAACAGAAGUAUUCACAACAAACUUGCUUUCAUACUCUGCAGUGCCGACGACCUUGGUUUCUGUUACCCACAAGUCGCUGUCCGCCGGUCUAUCUAUUGCCACUCCAUCUACUGCCACUCCUUCUACUGCCACUCCAUCUACUGCCACUCCAUCUACUGCCACUCCAUCUACUGCCACUCCAUCUACUGCCACUCCAUCUACUGCCACUCCAUCCGAUUCCUAUUCGUCUACUACCAUUCUAUCUACUGCCACUACGGAAAAGGACAUCCCAACUGUUGUUUGUGAGGUUGUGGCUUAUCCCUUAUCCACCAUUACCAUGAUCAGUAGCUGUUCAUCUUUAUCAUGA